UUUAUGCCCAAUAAAUAGCUUUGCCAGACGGCAGCUGGGCGUUUAAUUUUUCAUAUCAAGAACCUUCAAACAAAACGAAACACAAACAAGCAGCAUUUUGUACGGAGGGUAAACGCGUGUUGGCUGUUUCUGACAUUUUGAGCAAAUUUGAGGAAUUGAAGGUUGCGCUUUUUCAUCAUGUCUAAAGCGACGGCUAUUCACUGGUUCAGGAAAGGGCUAAGACUCCAUGACAAUCCUGCUUUAAUCGCUGCCAUCAAAGCUGAGGUGGAAUUGCGUCCAAUAUUUAUUUUCGACCCAUGGUAUGAAGAGAAUGUUAGAUGUGGAGCCAACCGAUGGCGAUUUCUUCAUCAAAGCCUUUCAGAUUUGGACAAGAACUUGCGCCAACUUGGUACAAGGCUUUUUGUGUUCCGAGGUAAGCCCGAAGAGGUGCUUCCCAUGCUUUUCAAUGAAUGGAAAGUGCAACGUCUUACUUUUGAAAUUGAUAUUGAGCCAUACUCGCGCCAGCGAGAUGAUCAGGUGACAAGGAUUGCACAUCAGCUUGAUGUAGAGGUUAUUCAGAAGGUUUCUCACACUCUGUACAACACAGAAUUGGUAUUAAAAGCAAACAUGGAUGCUGUUCCAUUAACAUAUGUGAAGGCAGUUUCUCUAAUGAAGUCUUUAGGAGAACCACCACAAGCUGUACCUGCUCCUACGAAAUUGCCUCCUGAAUGCCGUGCUGCUGCGGCAUUGCUCGAAGAUCAUAAAUAUGAUAUUCCAACACUGGAGGAACUUGGUGUGGACCAAUCUCAGUUAGGACCAUGUCUCUUCCCAGGUGGAGAAACAGAAGGCUUGGCUCGUUUAGAGAAGUGUCUGGAAAGAAAAGACUGGAUCUGCUCUUUUGAAAAGCCAAAGACCAUCCCAAACAGCUUGGCUCCAAGCACUACAGUACUGAGCCCUUACAUAAGAUUUGGUUGUGUAUCAUCACGCUUUGUGUACCACAAAAUAAACAUGGUUUUGAAAGGCCGGAAGCAUUCCCAACCACCUGUAUCGCUCAUCGGUCAGAUGUAUUGGCGUGAGUUUUAUUACAUUGCUGCUUCAGGAACACCUAACUUUGACAAGAUGGUUGGCAACAAGGUGUGUUGUAAAGUUCCUUGGGAUGAAAACCCAGAAUGGGUGGAGAGGUGGGCACAGGGUAAGACUGGAUAUCCAUUCAUUGAUGCUUGUAUGCGUCAGUUGCGCCAAGAAGGGUGGAUUCAUCACCUUGCCAGACACGCUGUUGCCUGUUUCCUCACCAGAGGAGACUUGUACCAGUCUUGGGAGGAAGGUCAGAAGGUAUUUGAAGAGCUGCUCCUAGAUGCUGACUGGGCAUUGAAUGCAGGAAACUGGAUGUGGAUGUCAGCAUCAGCCUUCUAUCACACAUUCUACAGAGUGUACAGUCCUGUAGCCUUUGGGAAGAAGACAGAUAAAACGGGGGAGUACAUAAGGAAAUAUGUUCCAGAGGUUUCAAAGCUUCCUAGUAAUUACUUGUAUGAACCAUGGGAAGCUUCCUUGUCAGUUCAGAAAGCUGCUAAGUGUGUGGUUGGAGAGGAUUACCCUCAUCGUCUCGUUAAACAUGAGGACGUGUACAAAGUCAACAUAGGAAGACUCUCUGCUGCAUACAAGGCAAACAAAAUAUUGCAAAAAGAACAAGAUGAAGCAGAUGAUGAUUGUCCACACCCACCAGCCAAGAAGAGGAAGGGAAAGGGAAAGUAAAUGGGUUUUGGGAGGAAAUCUUUAUAAUCAAACCAACCAGAAAUCAGUAUUCACGUUUGUACUUCAUAUUUAUUGUUGAUAUGCAUUUAAGAUGCACCAGUCCAUGGUAUUGGCACAAACUUAUGAAACUAACAGGAGCUGUUUUAGUUUUAAUUUUCUCUUCCUACUUAAAUGCAACCUUAGUUUUAUAGGUGGUACAGGUGUGAGUUACGGGUAUAAUACAGUAUGUUAACAACACUAUCAGUUGUGAGAAAGUACAAAUUAGGUAGAAGUUAUUACAUCACACCCUAUGGAGCUAAUUUGAGAAUCUGUA
Messenger RNA from Thrips palmi, 2044 nucleotides. RefSeq names its product cryptochrome-2 (gene phr6-4). The transcript has 10 exons. The record is from RefSeq and is a predicted model, not a curated record. Gene Ontology annotation, molecular function: FAD binding; DNA binding. Gene Ontology annotation, biological process: entrainment of circadian clock by photoperiod; circadian regulation of gene expression. Bases 178 to 1731 code for a protein of 517 amino acids. Gene Ontology annotation, cellular component: cytoplasm; nucleus. Lineage: Eukaryota; Metazoa; Arthropoda; Insecta; Thysanoptera; Thripidae.